AUGGAUAAAUGGAACCAAACUUCAGAUGAUUUUAUUUUGUUGGGGCUGUUUCCCCCUAAUCAAGCUGGCCAACUUGUCUUGGUGGUGAUCAUCUUCAUAUUCUGCCUGGCUUCCAUGGGUAACUUGGCGAUGAUUCAUCUCAUCUGUGUGGACAUCCAGCUGCACACGCCCAUGUACCUUCUCCUCAGCCAGCUCUCCCUCAUGGACCUGAUAUACAUCUCCAGCACUGUCCCAAACAUGGCCUUCAAUUUCUUUUCUGGCCAGAAACGCAUCUCCUUGUUGGGGUGUGGGGUACAGAGUUUCUUCUUCCUGACCAUGGCUUGCUCUGAAGGGUUACUCCUGGCUUCCAUGGCUUAUGACAGAUUCAUGGCCAUCUGCCACCCACUGCAUUACCCUGUCCGCAUGAACAGAUGGAUGUGUGCAAAGAUGAUCAUAGGAUCUUGGACACUGGGUUCCAUCAACUCCCUGGCGCACACAGUCUAUGCCCUUCAUCUCCCCUAUUGCAGGUCCAGGGCCAUCAAUCAUUUCUUCUGUGAUGUUCCCGCCAUGUUGCCACUGGCCUGCGUGGACACUUGGGUCUAUGAGUACAUGGUUUUUGUAAGCACUAUCCUGUUCCUCCUCCUCCCUUUCCUCGGCAUCACUGCUUCAUAUGGACGGGUCCUCUUUGCAGUCUUCCACAUGCGCUCCAAAGAGGGAAGGAAAAAGGCCUUUACCACCUGCUCCACACACCUGACGGUGGUGACUUUGUACUAUGCUCCCUUUGUCUACACUUACCUUCGGCCCAGGGGUCUCCGCUCCCCAGCAGAAGACAAGAUCCUGGCUGUCUUCUACACUAUCCUCACGCCAAUGCUGAAUCCCUUCAUCUACAGCCUGCGCAACAGGGAAGUCCUAGGAGCCAUGGAAAGAGUGUUUGGUGUGUUCUCUUCCAAGAAGAAAUGA
This is a messenger RNA of Cavia porcellus (domestic guinea pig), 939 nucleotides long. RefSeq names its product olfactory receptor 2L13-like. NCBI's taxonomy places the organism in Eukaryota, Metazoa, Chordata, Mammalia, Rodentia, Caviidae. Gene Ontology annotation, molecular function: G protein-coupled receptor activity; olfactory receptor activity. Bases 1 to 939 code for a protein of 312 amino acids. Gene Ontology annotation, cellular component: plasma membrane. The record is from RefSeq and is a predicted model, not a curated record. The transcript has a single exon. Gene Ontology annotation, biological process: detection of chemical stimulus involved in sensory perception of smell; G protein-coupled receptor signaling pathway.